Phycomyces blakesleeanus NRRL 1555(-) is the source of this 972-nucleotide messenger RNA. RefSeq lists its product as hypothetical. The coding region runs from base 1 to 972 and encodes 323 amino acids. Lineage: Eukaryota; Fungi; Mucoromycota; Mucoromycetes; Mucorales; Phycomycetaceae. The record is from RefSeq and is a predicted model, not a curated record. The transcript is spliced from 4 exons.
AUGGUGACCCUGCUUAUUCUAUUGUCUGCCCCCGAAAAUGUUUACAAAUGUCUUGAGUACAUCCUGAAUCAAUAUGAAGGCAAACAUGAGCUUAAUUAUGCGUUUGAUAUUAGGCGGCUUCCUAUACCAAGACUAUUUAGUAUCUUACUAAACCAUUUAAUGCAUUGGAGAUCUGUAGUUUAUAGUGUAAAUUCGUUGUCUGCUUUUGUCAAGAAUCCAUUGCCAAAAGGUUAUGACAAUGACCUUCAAUUGUUCUACGAAGUAUUCAAUUUCAAAUUAUUAGAAUAUAGCAGUAUUGAAGGACUGAUGUUUAAUGGAGAGAAUAAUGUGCUGCUUGGAAUUAUUGACAGGUCUGAUGGAUUCAGCGUUGACUUUCUCUUUUAUAAAAGGUCUCAUAAUACAACAGAUGAAAUAUCAAUCGUAGACCAUGAUUUUGGUAUUAAACAUUUUAUCUUUGAAGAGGUUACCAAAAUGUAUCGACCAAGCUUCCUUGACCCUGGCAGAAACAGAGUGUUUACUGCUGCUGUUAGACUUGAUCCUAAUGAUCAUCAAUUGAGACGUUGUACAACCAAGGAGUAUUUUCAUCUGACAGGGUCUACAGUCAUGGACACCGUGUUCACUUUUUAUGGCUUUAAUACUGUACCAUGGCUUGCCGAUAUACUUGAGCCCAAAUUUUAUGUCAAUAAAGUAGAAUAUGUACUGGAACAAAAAUCGAAGCAGACAAAUGCUGUUACUGCUACCGUAUCUGCCAUCUCUUGGCCGAACAGUCUGACUUUGCUGUACAGGAGACAGAAAUUUAAGAGCCGUGUAGCGCAUCUUUACUGUGUCUUAUUCGUCCAAGUCAUUCGAGAAAACAUUCCUUCUUUUCUGGGAAGUUCUUUUUACGUGUAUGGUCUUCCUACAAUGAUAAGAAAAUUCUACAAGAAGACCUGGGGAGUAUAUCGAGACUUAAAACUGCCUCGUUACUUAUAA